Molecule: messenger RNA, 331 nt
Organism: Staurois parvus
Lineage: Eukaryota; Metazoa; Chordata; Amphibia; Anura; Ranidae
Source: the annotation of a GenBank genome assembly
AUGCAGACUGCUCCUACAAACAUUCAUGAAAGACUGUGCAAUAAGUCCAUCCGUGACAUUUCCUGGCUACUAAAUAUUCUACGGUCAACUGUCAGUGGUUUUAUAACAAAGUGGAAGCAACUGGGAACAACAGCAACUCAGCCACAAAGUGGUAAGCUACGUAAAAUGACAGAGCGGGGUCAGCGCAUGGACUGUGAGUAGAAGUUGCCAACUGUCUGCAGAGUCAACAGCUAAUGACCUCCAAACUUCAUGUGGCCUUCAGAUUAGUACAACAACAGUGCGUAGAGAGCUUCAUGGAAUGGGUUUCCAUGGCUGAGCAGCUGCAUCCAAG